GUUGUAUAUGAGUAGUGGAUGAGGGCGUCAUAUCUCUGCAUUAGUUCCCAGGCACCUCAGCAGCAGUGGACUUUCUGCACGCAGCAGUUGAAGGUCACUGUUGUUUGUUACUAAUAUUUCGACGACCAUGGAGCAUCUCUCGGUAGCUUUUCACAGAGGCCAUGACAGCCAUGUUUCACAAGUGGAAAAUGAGCUGGUGAAUAAAGGACCCCGUCGCAAAAGGGAGUUCAUACCUGAGGAGAAGAAGGAUGCCCUCUACUGGGAGAAACGUCAAAAGAACAACGAGGCAGCCAAACGGUCCCGGGUGAAGAGAAGGAUACACGACUACGUGCUGGAGACUCAUUUCAUGGCCCUGAAAGAAGAAAAUGCCAGACUCAGUGCUGAAUUAAUGGCCAUCAAGCUCCACUUUGGCCUGGUUCGCCCUGCAGCACACACUGUUCACCAGAACAACCCACUGCAACACCACGUCAACAGCAGUAGCCACCACGUGCCCCUGCAGAGGGACUACUACAGGGGUGUCAGAGACUCUUCCUUUGUGCCUUCUCACCCCCUUUUCAUUCCUGCAUAUGCCCUCCAUACCAUGAGAGGUUAUCCAUACUUAAACACAUGUGGCGGUAGUAGCAGCUCUGGCCUUGUCGCUCCCCUCGUUCUCUCGCCCACCCAUUCAACCCAGCUGGGAGCUUCUCUGCUGAAACCCAUCGCCAGGAGAGUCACCUCAGAUGAAGAGGAGCAGCAGGUCCCUGGGGUGCUGUCCACGUCAUGCUCCACUCCACCUCAAAAAAUCGCCAGCAAACAUAUAAACACCUCUGACUGACUGUCCAAUCUGCUGCUUGUUGGAUUGAUGGAUUGAGAGAUGUAAAGUUAAUUUCUCUUCAUUUCCCGUUAAAUAUUCCUGUGGAUGCAGAAAGUUUAAGAGGUUUAUUUUUGUAAAUUGAUGGCACAUGUAUGCUGUUUUUAAAGAAGCACUGCACAAAGCGAUUCAACCUCCACACAAUCCUUGUUUUGUGUCGUAGCAAACAUAUACAACUGGCAUUAAAACACAUUUUGGAUGAUUCGACUGCAGUCGGACAGGAGUACAUGCACCCAAGAUGCAUUGAGGCCAUAUUGUGAUCUGAUUGACCUCUGAAGUUCACAGUUCUACAUUCGGAUCAUUCACACUACAACCAAACAAACAACAUAUUGCCGUCCCAAAAAGUCAGUAAGCAUUUACAGCACGCUGUGCUACGUCCCGAAAACAGAGCUUUGUUAAAGCAGGUGUGGAGAUGUGGAUUUUGAAUGAGGUCACAGUAACCACAGAUCUCAGCUCAACAUUCUCACUUUGGAGGACUGCAAAUAAUCAAGCCACAUCAAGCAGCAAAACAAGCCUCACGCCCAGUUGUGGAGGAACUACUCAACUUAACUUUUCUACUUGAGUAAUAAUUAAGUACUUAGUCUUAAAUAUAAUAAAUUAUUAAAAGUGAAAGUACUUAAAAUACUAGCAGUCUACUAGAUCAUUUUGAGGCUCAGUCUCUUCUGAAUCCAUUUCAGGUGUUUCUUCUUCACCAGUGAUGCUGCUGCGGCAGGAGGCGGGGUCUAAUGUUAUGUGUCUGAUCUGAUUGGGUCAGUGGAUCAAUUCAUCUCUCUUUAUCAAUUACUUAUUUAUAUAUAUAUAUAAAAGAAUCUGAACAUGAAACAUUCUACUGCAUCUUACAGUGUAGUGAAUAGAACAGAUAUUUGCUGAUAUAUGUUGUGGAAUAUAAGUGACAGUUACUUGAAAAUAAAUCUCCUUAAGUAAAGUACAGAUACAUGAAAAACUUAAUUACAGUAAUGAAGUAAAAGUACAGUGUUACAUUCCACCACUGCUCAGGCCUUUUCUUUGUUUUUACAUAUGUAGAUCAGAACUGUCAGUUUAAUCAGGAUUGACUUUUUUUUUUUUGAUGGACCUACGUGCUAAUGUGAACCAGCAGUGAUAUGAGAGACGUUCUUAUAUGUACUUUGUGACUUUAUGUAUAAAGCUUUCUGACACAAUAAGUGGGGUUGAUCUGCUUUUCUGAUGUGAAGCCCCCCCACAGACACAUUCUGACCAACAGGAUUGUUGCAACAAGGUUGGCAAUUGUUCUGAGCUCUCAGCUCUGAGCUGAGCCCAAAGAACGUCUGGUUACAUUAGUCCACAGUAAUUGUGUAUGGCUCCCCCGGGUCCCUUUUACCGGGGGUCCCCAAAAUACCUUGAAACACCCCUGCUGACCAGUAUGUUAUGUGUGAGAGGCUGCUAUAGAUGCCUUUACCGUCUGACCUCUCAUCUCACUCUGUCACCCAACACAGAUCCAUGUAGAUAUGUAAUGUGUACAAUAAACGUUCAAAGAGA
This is a messenger RNA of Hippoglossus stenolepis (Pacific halibut), 2344 nucleotides long. RefSeq names its product nuclear factor, interleukin 3 regulated, member 4 (gene nfil3-4). Gene Ontology annotation, cellular component: nucleus. Gene Ontology annotation, biological process: circadian rhythm; regulation of DNA-templated transcription. The coding region runs from base 128 to 814 and encodes 228 amino acids. Lineage: Eukaryota; Metazoa; Chordata; Actinopteri; Pleuronectiformes; Pleuronectidae. Gene Ontology annotation, molecular function: DNA-binding transcription factor activity; DNA binding. The transcript is spliced from 2 exons. The record is from RefSeq and is a predicted model, not a curated record.